AUGAAAAGUAAGCCUGAAAAUCUAAAUGAAAUUCAGAAGUAUUAUGAAUUUAAUGAUGAUGAUGUAUUUUAUGAUUUAUCAAGUCUUGAAAUCAAAGUAUCUCUUAAAGAAAAUGUAAAGGCAGAAAAGGAUGGAAAGAAACCUACCUGGCCACCCCAAGCCUCAAAGACCAAAGAACAAAAGUCUGAAGCACUCUCAAUCACAAAAAAAAGUGGCUGGAAAAUAAAAACAAAACAAAAAAGAAUGAAGAAGAUAAAACUCAAAUUAAUGGAUAAGGGUGUAAAAUUGGAAAAUGGAAAGAAUAUAAGAAUAACACAACAAUUUCAAAUUGAGGAAGAAUCAUCAGAAAAAUCAACAGACAAAAGAAGAUACAAAGAUGGGGAAAUUCCUGAAUUAUAUUUUUCAAGUAAUUCAUGGGAUUAUAAUUCUAACAUAUUACAUUGCUGUAGAUCAUGGAGAUUAGGAGAUUGGGCAAAUUUAAGAGUAUUACAAUCUAAGCUCAGAGUACCAAUGACUGAUACAGAUAUAUCUCUAUAUAGUGAACUCAAAAAAAAUCUAGCAAGUAUUGCCCUUUCAGAUGUAGCAAGAUCCAGAGGCAAGCAUGGUUAUUUCUGA
Rhizophagus irregularis DAOM 181602=DAOM 197198 is the source of this 615-nucleotide messenger RNA. NCBI's taxonomy places the organism in Eukaryota, Fungi, Glomeromycota, Glomeromycetes, Glomerales, Glomeraceae. The record is from RefSeq and is a predicted model, not a curated record.